AUGAAUACUCAACUGCCACCUUUGCAUGAAGUGAUUUCUGCAUUGGAUCUCCAGUCACUGGCAAGCCUCAGUAUCAUGAAUGGCACAUCCCCCCUCCGAGCUUCUAAUUCACACCCUUCGACUACAAUACCUGCCGAUCAUCAAGCUCCCCUGUCAUCUCUUUCCUUCUUUACCAACCCAGACCUUCUUCCUGUCACCUCGGGUAACCUCGAGUCUCGACCUCUCUUUCGGUCCUCUCCAUUUCAGCAGGUUGCUCAAGGUGAUCCUUUGAUUCGUUGGGAACGAGACCAAAUCUGGUCUACUUGGUCACCUUCUAUGGUCAACAACUCAAACCAGCUUUCUGGACCAACGCCCUUGGGCGCAUUGGACCCGGAGAGCCUCACCCCAAACCAGGCUGUGUUCAUUUUUGGCAUCCUUUGUAUCAUGGCGCGCUUGAAACCGCGAUUUGAGUUCAAAUACGGUGGUUUGCAGGGGAAGCAGAUCGGUCUGAGACUCACUUUCUUCGGCCACACCAUUGUGCUUGACCCUGUGUACAAUUCUGUACAGGACUCCAGGGUUACAGCUUGCAGAAGAGCAUUGUGGAAGCUCCGCAAGUUUAACCCUCACUGGCUAUGCCCUCCUUCUGAUGGUCCAACUGGUCCUGAAUGGGACUGGAUCAAACUUGUGGAAGCAUUUUGCAACAUCAAAGGAAUUGAACUGCCUCUAUACGGCUCUCUCUACUUGGGAAAGCUGUGGCAUUACGAUCUAACGCUGAAUGGCAGUUCCUUCCGCACUGGUUCGCCCUGUGAAACAUCAACACAAGCGCAGAAUACCGCUGCACAUCUUGCUCUUCACAGCGCUUUGAUUAGUGAUAACAUUGCUGACCAUAUUCUUCCAGCUACCGACCCAUCAGUGGUGAUAAAGAAAGAGGAAGAAGGAUCAAAGCCAAAGCCAAGGCCAAAGCCCAGAGCCAUGGUUGAGCGUCUCAAUGGGCGUAUCGCGGACCACUCUACAGUGCCGGCUCGAUCUUUCGAUGAUGUGUUAGUGUCUAUCAGAGCGGAACGUGGCAGAAAGAUCAAGCGAGGGAGACACAGUUCGAGAUACGGGGGUUCCCCAUCGCCCAAACCUCUCAAGUUCGCAAAGCUCCCGAAGGUCAAGAAGCCAAAUCUCGGUAACGCCAAUCGUGUUCCUUUGACCCAUAACCGCGUGGCUCCCUUGGAAGAAAAGCCAGAGCCCAGAGUGGAUCGUUUUGCUACCCUCAAAGCCAUCCAGAAAGCGAUUGAAACAAAGGAUUUGUCGUAUCACUCUAUUUUGAUCCGUAUCUGUGAUAUCUUGGGUGUGAACGCGCCUGCAAUUCGCCAUGAAGAUGACCCUGAUGACCCUAGACCAAUGGGAUGGUGCGUGCGCGCCACGUUCGAUGAGAGCCACCCUUACUUGAACCGAGCAAGUCCCAUUAUGUUGGCAAGACUACCCAAGUCAGAGGACAAAGGGGCAAUCUCGCUCGGAAUGAAAAAGUUGAUACUCUACCUUCUCAACAUGGCGAAGGAAGAUGCAGGGCUCAGUUCGGAGGAUUCGGAUUAUGCCUUCCAACUACGUUUGGUGAAGGAUUUGGAAAAGGAAAUUCAAAGUGGGAUCGACGGAAAUGUGUGCGAGAUUGAAACCGCCCAGGGAUGGACUGUGGUUCUACCAUUGCAAUCACGGCACUAA
Messenger RNA from Penicillium angulare, 1686 nucleotides. RefSeq lists its product as uncharacterized. NCBI's taxonomy places the organism in Eukaryota, Fungi, Ascomycota, Eurotiomycetes, Eurotiales, Aspergillaceae. The transcript has 4 exons. The record is from RefSeq and is a predicted model, not a curated record. The coding region runs from base 1 to 1686 and encodes 561 amino acids.